CCUCUGAGAACCCAGCAAAGAGCACUGAGGAAGCAAUGAGGCUGGAUAUUGUGCAGUGAAGGAGGGAGAGGACGCUCACUGCCCAGAGACUGGACUGUGUCAUCAGAAUGAGAACUUACCGGUACUUCUUGCUACUCUUUUGGGUUGGCCAACCCUAUCCGACUCUCUCAAGUCCAUUAUCUAAGAGGACUAGUGGUUUCCCAGCAAAGAAAAGGGCCUUGGAGCUCUCUGGAAACAGCAAAAAUGAGCUGAAUCGUUCAAAAAGGAGCUGGAUGUGGAAUCAGUUCUUUCUCCUGGAGGAGUACACAGGAUCCGAUUAUCAGUAUGUGGGCAAGUUACAUUCAGACCAGGAUAGAGGAGAUGGAUCACUUAAAUAUAUCCUUUCAGGAGAUGGAGCAGGAGAUCUCUUCAUUAUCAAUGAAAACACAGGGGACAUACAGGCCACCAAGAGACUGGACAGGGAAGAAAAACCCGUCUACAUUCUCCGAGCUCAAGCUAUAAACAGAAGGACAGGGAGACCCGUGGAGCCUGAGUCUGAAUUCAUCAUCAAGAUUCAUGACAUCAACGACAACGAACCAAUAUUCACCAAGGAGGUUUACACAGCCACGGUUCCCGAAAUGUCUGAAGUGGGCACAUUUGUUGUCCAAGUCACUGCCACUGAUGCCGAUGACCCCACGUAUGGGAACAGUGCCAAAGUCGUCUAUAGUAUCCUGCAGGGGCAGCCCUACUUUUCAGUUGAAUCAGAAACAGGUAUCAUCAAGACUGCUUUACUCAAUAUGGAUCGAGAAAACAGGGAGCAGUACCAAGUGGUGAUUCAAGCCAAGGAUAUGGGCGGUCAGAUGGGGGGAUUAUCCGGGACCACCACAGUGAACAUCACAUUGACUGACGUCAACGACAAUCCUCCCCGCUUCCCCCAGAGUACCUACCAAUUCAAAACCCCUGAAUCUUCUCCACCGGGCACACCCAUUGGCAGGAUCAAAGCCAGCGAUGCAGAUGUGGGAGAAAAUGCUGAAAUUGAGUACAGCAUCACAGAGGGAGAGGGGCUGGACAUGUUUGAUGUCAUCACCGACCAGGAAACCCAGGAAGGAAUUAUAACUGUCAAAAAGCUCCUAGAUUUUGAAAAGAAGAAAGUAUACACCCUCAAAGUAGAAGCCUCCAACCCUCACAUUGAACCCCGUUUUCUCUACCUGGGGCCAUUCAAAGAUUCUGCCACAGUGAGAAUCAUGGUGGAGGAUGUCGAUGAGCCCCCCAUCUUCAGCAAACUGGCCUACGUCCUACAAAUAAGAGAAGACGCUCAGAUAAACACAACCAUAGGCUCCGUCACAGCCCAAGACCCAGAUGCCGCCAGGAAUCCUGUCAAGUAUUCUGUUGAUCGACAUACAGAUAUGGACAGAAUAUUCAACAUUGAUUCUGGAAAUGGUUCCAUUUUUACAUCAAAACUUCUUGACCGAGAAACCUUGCUGUGGCACAACAUUACAGUGAUAGCAACAGAGAUCAACAAUCCAAAGCAAAGCAGCCGGGUACCCCUAUAUAUCAAAGUUCUAGAUGUCAAUGACAACGCCCCAGAAUUUGCAGAAUUCUAUGAAACCUUUGUCUGUGAAAAGGCUAAAGCAGAUCAGCUGAUUCAGACCCUACGGGCUGUGGACAAGGAUGACCCUUACAGCGGGCACCAAUUCUCAUUCUCUUUGGCCCCCGAAGCAGCUGGUGGUUCAAACUUUACCAUUCAAGACAACAAAGACAAUACGGCAGGAAUCUUAACUCGGAAAAAUGGCUACAACAGACACGAGAUGAGCACCUACCUCCUGCCGGUGGUCAUUUCAGACAAUGACUAUCCGGUCCAAAGCAGCACUGGGACCGUGACCGUCCGGGUGUGUGCGUGUGACCACCACGGGAACAUGCAGUCCUGCCACGCCGAGGCCCUCGUCCACCCCACGGGGCUGAGCACCGGGGCACUGGUCGCCAUCCUCCUGUGCAUCGUCACCCUGCUAGUGACAGUGGUGUUGUUUGCAGCGCUGAGAAGGCAGCGGAAAAAAGAACCUUUGAUCAUUUCCAAAGAGGAUAUUAGAGACAACAUUGUCAGUUACAACGACGAAGGGGGUGGGGAGGAGGACACCCAGGCCUUUGACAUCGGCACCUUGAGGAACCCCGAAGCCAUAGAGGACAACAAAUCGCGCAGGGACAUUGUGCCCGAAGCCCUUUUUCUACCCCGACGGACUCCUGCAGCUCGAGAUAACACCGACGUCCGAGAUUUCAUCACCCAAAGGCUUAAGGAAAAUGACACGGACCCCACCGCCCCGCCCUACGACUCCCUGGCCACGUAUGCUUAUGAAGGCACCGGCUCUGUGGCCGAUUCCCUGAGCUCGCUGGAGUCGGUGACCACGGAUGGAGACCAGGACUAUGAUUACCUUAGUGACUGGGGCCCGCGCUUCAAGAAGCUGGCGGAUAUGUACGGAGGGGCGGACAGUGACAAGGACUCCUAAUAUGUUGCCUUUUUCAUUUUCCAGUGCAGCACUGAAAUAUGUGAAGUGGCUGUUUCCUGCUAUUUAUCCACGCCUCCGUGAAGGGUUCUCUGUUCUGCCCGUUCUGAAAGUCGAUGGCUGCAGCCCUCGUGGAUCCAAUGUUAGAGACUUUUUUUCUAGUACACUUUUAUGAGCUCCCAAGAGGCAAAUGUUUAUUUUUUAGUGCAUCCAGUUAACGAUGUCGGUCCAGUAGGCACCUUGCUUGGAGGCGGGCUGGAAUCUCACUUCCCCUGGUUGUCUUGGGACGCGGCUAGGAGUGUUCAGUUCCCCCAGCCUUGUCUUUUUGCUACAUUCGAUUGGUGCGAGGCAUCUACUGCCCUGUCUGUCCAUGGCGCAUGCCAGUGGGAAGAGGGACCGUGCUUUAAAGAAUAAAAAUGUCAUUUCAGUAAGAGAGGAGGGAGGAGAAACUGGCAUAUCAGCUCACAAGGAGCUAAUGAGCUAUCUAGGCCUGCAGACUCCCUUUCUGCUUAGAAGAAUUUAAAAUGACAAUUGCCCAUCCUGUUUGUUCUUCAAGAACCUUUUCUAGCCCCAACUCUGAACAGCAAAUCCACCAAUGGUCCUCUUGAGGGACAUAAGUAAAUUAAAAGGAAACAGUCAAAAAACAACAACCAAAACAAACAAACAAAAAACUUCUUAAGUUCUCAUUCCUUGCCACAAAUACAUAGAUUGUUACAUAACAGAUAACAGACAUGUGAAAGUUUGCCCUUGUGCUAUAGAAAGGGGGAAAGGGAAUGGUUAAUAUUGACAAAGGAUAUAGUUAGCAUAUGUUAAAGCUUGGGCCACCAAAUGUAUUGUGGAUCGCUUGAAAUUUCAACCAUCUGUAGACUAAUUACAACUAAGUCUAAUUGCUUAAAAGUUCUUGAAGCAACUUUCUUGAGACAAAUUUUAACUCUUUGUCUGUGGUUGUUGUCGGUAUUAUGCUAAUAUACUUGAAAGUAGCAAUAUAAAGUACAACAAUUCAUAUUCUCCAGAUACUUCCUAUGCAGUUAAUUUGCAUUAGUAAAAGUAGAUUAAAUAAAACUCAGACCCUGUUCUCAGAAUUUAAUAGAGAGGUUAAGAGUCAGCUACUUCAAUCUGAUACCCUGUCUUUCACAUCCAAAACAUCUUUCUACUUAUGUAAUGUGAUCGACACGGAUGACAUGGAGAUCACAGUGGAAACAUAGAUAUUAUAUGUUUGGAAUACGCUGACCUAGGAAAAACUUGGAUUCCCUUCAGUCAGAGUGUGUAAGAUUGUAAUUAAAAUGAUAGCUGACUUUGAAAAGCAUUAACAUUUUUCACUGUUUUUCACUUUGUUUCCAUGGCAACCCUGCCAUCCUUAUCUUUGAAUUAGUGAUAAAGUAAUGGUCUCAAACUCCGACAGAAAAGUAAUAGACAAUCCAUCUAAUUUAUUAUUUCUCUAAUUAUGUAAUUAGCAUCAUCGUUAUUAUCCAGAGGACCCAACUGAACUGAAUUAAUCCUUUCAGCAGGUUCAAACCAUGUAUUUCCUAUAGCUCUUCUAAUGAUUUUUAUCAUUAGACUCUUACAUUGUGCAGUCAUCAGAAAUUUCCAAAGUACUGUAAUGUAAACAUCAUUGUUUUGAAAACUUUU
This is a messenger RNA of Condylura cristata (star-nosed mole), 4106 nucleotides long. RefSeq names its product cadherin 6, type 2, K-cadherin (fetal kidney) (gene CDH6). Gene Ontology annotation, molecular function: cadherin binding; calcium ion binding. Bases 108 to 2480 code for a protein of 790 amino acids. The record is from RefSeq and is a predicted model, not a curated record. The transcript is spliced from 11 exons. Lineage: Eukaryota; Metazoa; Chordata; Mammalia; Eulipotyphla; Talpidae. Gene Ontology annotation, cellular component: catenin complex; plasma membrane; adherens junction. Gene Ontology annotation, biological process: homophilic cell-cell adhesion; cell morphogenesis; calcium-dependent cell-cell adhesion.